Molecule: messenger RNA, 11836 nt
Organism: Condylostylus longicornis
Lineage: Eukaryota; Metazoa; Arthropoda; Insecta; Diptera; Dolichopodidae
Gene: LanA
Product: laminin subunit alpha
Exons: 21
Coding region: 352-11628 (3758 amino acids)
Biological process (GO): regulation of cell adhesion; regulation of embryonic development; regulation of cell migration
Molecular function (GO): signaling receptor binding
Source: RefSeq, a predicted model, not a curated record
AUCCGUUCAGUCUGGAUGGUAAAACGGGAAAAAGAAGAAACAGGAAAAUAUAUUAAAACACCAGGACAAUAAAGGAGGAUUAUUGGGAAAUUAUUGUGAAGAAAAAGUGAAAAGAGUGUAUAGUUUAUACUACAUACAAUGUGUUAGAGUGUAAAAUGGAAAAGAAAGAAAAAAAUAAAUAAGAUUUAAGGGAUAAAAUAUCAUUUAAAAAAAUAUACUUGUAUGAAUGUGUGUAAUAAAUAAAAGCGAAAAGAAGAAAAUAAUUAAUUGAAAUAAUUAAAAAAAAAAAAUUUAAAUUGGGAAAAUUUAAAAAAAAAUUCCCUUUUAAUUGCUCUUGUGUUCAUAAUUAAAAUGGGAUUUUUUCAAUUCAAUCCCAUUAAAAUGAAUCGAAUAAAUAUAUUUGAUAAUUUUAUUACCACUGGAUUAUUAAUAAUUUUAAUUGGUAUAAUUAAUAUAAAUGCUGAAUUAACACCACCAUAUUUUAAUUUGGCUACUGGACGUAAAAUUUAUGCAUCAGCUACAUGUGGUGUUGGUACUGAUGGACCAGAAUUAUAUUGUAAAUUAGUUGGUGCUAAUACAGAAAAUGAAUUUCAACAUGGUUCUGUUAUUCAUGGUCAAAUAUGUGAUUAUUGUGAUCUAUCGAAUCCAGAUUUAAGUCAUCCACCAGAGAAUGCAAUCGAUGGUAAAGAGACAUGGUGGCAAAGUCCACCAUUAUCUAGAGGAAUGAAAUAUAAUGAAGUUAAUUUAACAAUUGAUUUUGGUCAGGAAUUUCAUGUAGCUUAUGUUUUUAUUCGAAUGGGAAAUUCUCCAAGACCCGGUGUUUGGACUCUAGAAAAAUCAAGUGAUUAUGGCAAAACAUGGCAUUCAUGGAUGUACUUUUCUGAUACUCAUACAGAUUGUGACUCAUAUUUUGGAAAUAACACAUACAAAUCAAUAGAAAAUGAUAAUGACGUUAUUUGUACAACAGAUUAUUCAAAAAUUGUACCACUUGAAAAUGGAGAAAUACCAGUUAAUUUGUUAAAAGAUCGUCCAUCAGCAAAUAAUUAUUUCAAUUCAACGGCACUUCAAGAAUGGACACGAGCAACAAAUGUACGUAUACGUUUAUUAAGGACUAAAAAUUUACUCGGCCAUUUAAUGUCUGUUGCUCGACAAGAUCCAACUGUAACACGUCGUUAUUUUUAUUCUAUAAAAGAUAUAUCAAUUGGUGGUCGUUGUAUGUGUAACGGUCAUGCUGAUACUUGUGAUGUUUUAGAUCCCAGAAGUCCAGUUAGAAUAUUAGCAUGUAGAUGCCAACAUGAUACUUGUGGUAUACAAUGUAAUGAAUGUUGUCCCGGUUUCGAACAAAAGAAAUGGAGUCAAAAUACGAAUGCUCGACCAUUCAGAUGUGAACCUUGCAAUUGUCAUGGUCAUUCAACUGAAUGUAUUUAUGAUGAAGAAACUGACUUGCAACGACUAUCAUUAGAUAUUCAUGGAAAUUACGAAGGUGGGGGAGUUUGUCAAAAUUGUCAAGAUAAUACAAAAGGUAUCAAUUGUAAUGAAUGUAUUCCUAAAUACUAUAGACCUUAUGGAAAACAUUGGAAUGAAACAGAUGUUUGUAAACCUUGUAAUUGCGAUCACUUUUCUUCGACUGGUAAUUGUGAAGAAGAGACCGGACGUUGCGAAUGCAAACCAGCGUAUCAACCACCCAAUUGCGAUUCAUGCGCAUAUGGAUAUUUUGGAUACCCUAAUUGUAGAGAAUGUGAAUGUAAUUUAAAUGGUACACGGGAAUAUUAUUGUGAGGCAACCGAAGGAUAUUGCCCAUGUAAAGAAAAUUUUGCUGGAAAAUAUUGUAAAGAAUGCGCAGAAGGAUAUUAUUCUUAUCCGGAAUGUAAAGUUUGCGAAUGUAGUGAUAUAGGCGCCUUGAGCAAUAACUGUGAUUUUGAAAAUGGUCAAUGUCAAUGUAAACCCAAUUUUGGUGGACAUAAUUGCGAAUCAUGUAAAGAUGGUUAUUAUUCCUUCCCAAAUUGCCUCUAUUGUGAUUGUGAUGUUAGUGGAACAGAGUUUGAAAUUUGUGAUAAAGAUAAUGGGAAGUGUUUGUGUCGUGAAGGAUUCGGAGGUCCAAGAUGUGACCAAUGUCUUCCUGGAUACUAUAAUUAUCCAAAUUGUGUCCCUUGUGAAUGUUCUACUGUUGGAAGUCGAUCAAAAAUAUGUGACGCAACUGGUAAAUGUACAUGUUUGGCAAAUUUUGCUGGAAAACAGUGUACUGUCUGCCAAGUCGGUUAUUAUAAUUAUCCAGAGUGUUUAGCAUGUAACUGUAAUACUCAUGGUGCUGAAGGCAUUUCCUGUAAUGAUGAUGGGCAGUGCAGUUGUCUUUCAAAUUUUGAUGGUAAAAUUUGUGAUGUGUGUAAAGAAGGAUAUUAUAACUUCCCAGCAUGUGAGGAAUGUAAUUGUGAUCCAGCUGGUGUCAUACAGAAGUUCGCUGGUUGCGGUUCUGUGCCAGCUGGUGAAUUAUGCAAAUGUAAAGAACGUGUUAGCGGAAGAAUUUGUAACAAAUGUAAACCUUUGUAUUGGAAUUUAAACAUUAGUAAUCCAGAUGGAUGUGAAGAAUGUGAAUGCUUUUUGGAUGGUACUGUUGGUGCACUAGAUACAUGUGACUCUAAAUCUGGUCAAUGUACUUGUAAACCAUCAGUUACAAGUCGUGACUGUAGCGAGUGUAAAGAUGGUUCAUUCGAUUUAAAUGGUGGCAGUUUGUUUGGAUGCAAGGAUUGUGAUUGCGAUAUUGGUGGCUCAAGAAAUUUAAAUUGUGACAAACAAAGUGGAAAUUGUAACUGCCACCCAAGAAUAACUGGAAGAACAUGCACUCAACCGCUUACCACACAUUAUUUUCCAACAUUAUACCAAUUUCAGUUUGAGUAUGAAGAUGGAUACACACCUUCAGGCGCUCAUGUUCGUUACCAAUAUGACAAUGAACAAUUUCCCGACUUUAGUGGUAAAGGUUAUGCUGUGUUUUCAGGCAUACAAAACAAAGCCCUUAAUGAGAUUAAUGUGUUCAAAUCAUCCGUAUAUAGAAUGGUUAUAAGAUAUGUAAAUCCGACUGAUGAAGAUGUUGUAGCAUCUAUUUUAAUACAAUCUGAUAAUCCCUCAGAAGUCGAUCAAAACGCCAAAGUUCUGUUAAAGCCUACAAUGGAGCCAAAAUUCGUAACAGUUUCUGGAUCUAAAGGGGAUAAACCAUCUCCAAUUGUUCUAGACCCAGGCCGGUACACCAUUACUACAGAAUCAGUUAAAAAUAUAAUGUUGGAUUAUUUUGUUUUACUACCGGCUGCUUAUUAUGAGGCUUCAAUAUUAACUCGAAAUAUUCAAAACCCAUGUGAAAUUGGUAAUAUGGACUUAUGUCGCCAUUAUAAAUAUGUAUCAGUUGAUGAAUUCAAACCUGUUACGGACCCUAUUGAAGCAGAGGAAAUUUUUACCGAUAGUGAACAUAUGAUAAUAAUUGACCAUAAGGGUGUUGUACCGGCAUUGACCGAGGUUCAAAAUUCAUUAAAAUAUAAUCUAGAUGUGCCACAUACUGGACGAUAUGUUAUUGUUAUUGAUUAUGUAACUAGUAAAGAAAUACCACAAACUAAUUAUAUUAAAGUUCGUGUAGGUGAAGAUAACCAAGAUUAUGGCACUGCCACAUUGUACACGUGCUUAUAUACUAUGGGUUGUCGUCAACCAGUGCUUGAUGAAGAAUCCAGAGAAAAAUUAUUUUUCAUUGAUGUAUUGGACUCAAAACCAGUUGAACUAUAUCAUGGCCAUGAAGAUUUUGGUAAAGUGGGCGUUUUACAAAUAACAGCAAUUCCAGUUGAAGAUUGGUCGGUUGACUUUAUUGAACCUAAUAACGUCUGUGUGAUUCAUGAUAAAGAUUGUGCUCCGUCUAAAUAUCCAGCAAUUCCAGAUGCUAAAAAGAUUGAAUUUGAAGCUGAUCAUGAAGAAAGAAUAACACCUUAUAAACCACCGUACGCUGUCAAAGAUGAAAAUAUAAAACUAAUUUAUUUGGAUAGAAAUAAUGCCUCAAUAAUGAUUGGAUCAAAAGUUACUGAACCAGGCAGAUACAUAAUUUUGCUUAAGUAUUAUCAACCAAAUCAUCCACGGUAUAAUGUUCCUUUCCGGUUGAAUACUGAAAAAAUACUAUACGAUGGUAAGUUUGAAGUUAAUCAUUGCCCAUCAAGCUCUGGUUGCCGCGGAAUAAUUAGGCCCGAAAGUACUGUUGUAACAGGAGAUAAUACUUGGUUUGAUAUUGACGAUGAAUUUACUCUUACAUUGACGAAUAACAAAAAUAAAGGCGUUUGGUUAGACUAUAUAAUCGUUGUUCCAAUUGGUCGAUAUACAGAUGAUUUACUGGUUGAGGAACCAUUCGAUCAAACGAAAGAGUUUAUUAGUAAAUGUGGCCAAGAUCACUAUUAUAUACCAUUAAAUGCGUCAGAGUUCUGUCGUAAGGCAGUAUUUUCAUUGACAGCUGACUAUAACCAUGGAGCUUUACCAUGUAACUGUAACUACGAUGGUUCAACAAGUUUUGAAUGUGAUCCUUACGGUGGACAGUGUCAGUGUCGCCCGAACAUUAUUGGAAGGCAUUGCGACGCUUGCCGUACUGGUUUUUAUGGUUUUCCUGACUGUAAACCUUGUGAUUGUCCGAUUACAGCUUUAUGUGAAAAAAGUACAGGUGAAUGUAUUUGUCCAACUCAUGUAACUGGAGAGAAAUGUGAUCAAUGUAAACCAUAUACAUAUGGCUUUCAUCAAAUAAUUGGUUGCGAAGAAUGCAAUUGCCAUCCGUUAGGUGUUUUACAUGGGAAUAUGCAAUGUGAUUUAUUCAACGGAUCAUGUCAAUGUCGCCCAAAUAUAGAAGGUCGAGCUUGUGAUCAAUGUUCCAAUGGCUAUUAUGGAUUUCCAAAUUGUCAUAGAUGUAAUUGCAAUCAUGAUGGUACAGAAUUGGAAAUAUGCGAUAAAGAUCAUGGAGAAUGCUAUUGCAAAAAGAAUGUUGUCGGAGAGAAAUGUGAUCAUUGUGUGGAUGGUACAUAUAAUUUACAAAGGGACAAUGCUGUCGGUUGCACGCAAUGUUUCUGUUUCGGAAAAAGUCAACGUUGCAAAUCUGCUUAUUUGGAAGAAUUCAAAAUUAGUUUGAUUGACAAAGUUGCAAUAAAUAAUGUAUAUUUUGACGGAAAAAAAAUUGAAUUUUCUCCAUGGCUCAUGGAUAAAGAGCAAAUAUUGAAGAAUGAUACUUUAUUAGAAGCAGACUUUACAUUUAAAGACCCCCCAGACGGUUUCGUUUACUUUAGCGUGUUAGCUCAUUUAUUCAAUCUUAAUAGCCAUAUAACAGCUUACGGUGGUGAAUUGACAUAUAAUUUAUAUUACACUACUGGACCAUUCGGUAAGUCGUUGGUCGCUCCAGACCUUAUCUUGAAAGGCAGAAAUAUUACUUUGAAACAUCAAAGCGACGAGCAACCCUCAAGCUCCAAUCGUUUUAAUGGAUCCGUUAAAAUAGUCGAAAGUAAUUUUGCAACAGAAAAUGAUGAACCAGUUAGUAGAGCGGAUUUAAUGUUAGCUCUUCGAGAUUUAGAAGGAAUUUACAUUAGAGCAAAUUAUUGGGAAGAAACUGUUUUGUCCAGGCUAAGUGAUGUUGCUCUUACAAUGGGUUUUGUUAGAACUCAACAAACUGAUGAACAUGUUCCACAUGGAAUAUUAAAACUUAUGCCUGUUGAAGAAUGCUAUUGCCCCCUUGGGUAUACAGGUUUAUCCUGUGAAGAUUGUGCACCUGGGUUUUAUCGUGUUAAAGAAGGUUUAUAUGGCGGUUAUUGUGCUCCAUGUCAAUGUAAUGGUCAUGCUGAUAGCUGUGAUUGUAAUACUGGUAUAUGCAAGGAUUGUCAACAUUCUACAACUGGUGACCAUUGCGAAUUUUGUAUUGAGGGAUAUCACGGUAACGCUACAUAUGGCACACCUCAUGAUUGUAUGAUUUGUCCUUGUCCCUUACCUAUAGACUCAAAUAAUUUCGCAACCAGUUGUGAAUUCAAUCCUAGUGGAUUUGGUGUGAAUUGUCAAUGUAAGCCGGGAUACACUGGACCGAAAUGUGAAAGUUGCGCACCGGGAUAUUAUGGAGUUCCAGAAAACGUCGGAGAUUAUUGUAAACCAUGCCAAUGUUCAGGAAAUAUAAAUUUAGAUGAGCCUGGCUCAUGUGACACUGUCACCGGCGAAUGUAAAAAUUGUCUUAACAAUACUUUUGGACCUGCAUGCAAUUUAUGUGCACCUGGAUUUUACGGUGAUGCUAUAAAAUUAAAAGAUUGUAAAAGUUGUGACUGUGUUGUGGAAGGUACAUCACAGUGUGAUCCGUUUGUUGGUACUUGCAACUGUCAUGAAAAUGUUAUUGGAGAACGGUGCGACCGAUGUGAGCCAGAUCAUUACGGUUUUGAAUCAGGAUUUGGUUGUAAACCUUGUGAUUGCGGAAUCGCUUCAAAUAGCACACAAUGUGACGAUCAUACUGGGGCUUGUCCAUGCAAGCCAGGUGUUUCAGGCCGUCAAUGUGAUCACUGUGCCAGAGAUUACUGGAAUUAUAAUGAGGACGGUUGUACUGCCUGUCUUUGCAACAAGGGUUUUUCACGAGGCUUCGGCUGUAACACUAUGACUGGCCAAUGUGAAUGUUUGCCAGGUGUGAUUGGUAAAAAUUGUGAUUCUUGCCCUUAUCGAUGGGUACUCAUAAAAGACGAGGGUUGCUUCGAGUGUGACAAAUGUCAUCAUGCCCUUUUAGAUGUAACUGAUGCUUUGCGCGAUCAGAUUGAUCCAGUAGUAGGUGAUUUCAAAUCAGUGCAACUGGCAUACUUUACUGAUCAAAAAUUAAAAUACUAUAAUGAUCUUACUGAGGAACUUGUUCCUAAAGUACAAAAGCUAGAUCCAAAGAAGGUUGUUUUAACCCCGUUUAUUGAAGAAAUGGAUGUUUUAGAAAUUGAAGCUAAGCAGUAUAGUAAAAGUCUAAAAAAAUUAGAUCAAAAUGCUAAAGAUAGUUCUAUAAACAACGAAAAGCUUAUUGCAGAAGUUAAAAAUUCUUUGGAAGAAAGUAAAUCUGUUGUUACAAUUGCCCAUGAUGUUAUUGAAGAAGUAAAAUCACUUUCUGACAGCUUCGAUACGUCAAUAGGCGCUGUUAAGGCCGAUAGAGCUAUUGAUAAAGCUAAAGAAAUCUUAAAUCAUUUAAAUGAAACGAAAUUUGAUUUGAAGCCAGCGAAUGAUCAAUUGGACAAAGCCAAUUCUCUUCAUAAAUCUAUCGAAGAAGAAAUCAUGGCACCAGUAAAGGAUCAAGCCGAUGCGGUUGCCCAGUUAAAGAAAGGUACAGGAGAGUUUAAAGAAAAAUUGGCCGACUUACAUAAGUGGAGUAACGAUGCUAUUGAAAAGGCUAAUCAAGCUGCUGAAAUGAACCGGCAGAAUAAAAUUACUUUUGAUGAUUCAAAAUUCGAUACCGUUGAAAAUCAAGAUAAAGAAAUCUCUAAAAACAUGAAAGAGACCAAAAACCUACUUACAAACUGCGAUUUGACGUUAGAAACAAUUGGAAAAAAUAUUCAAGGACUGCAAGAAACAUUGUUGCGUUUGAAAAAUGUCAAUGUGAAAGUAGAUGAUUUAUUGCCAGAAGCCGAAUCUAAAACAAUUCAACUUAAGGACCGUGUGGAAGAAGCGAAUAUGAGAGCUGUUGAACUUGAAACACAAGCUAAUAAUUUACGCGAUGAAUACGCUGACAGUACAUCAGAUAAAGAGCCAGCUAUUAAAGCAGCUACCGCUUACUCAGAUAUCGUUAACGCUGUAGCAGCAGCCCAAAAUGCUGUUAAAGAUGCUAAGCAUGCAGCUGGAAAUGUAACCGAAAAGGGAAGCGACAUCAAAGAACGCGCUGAAAAGUCCGAUAAUCUCGCAAGAGAAUUGUUGGGAAAAGCAAGAAAUUCUUUAAGUACCGUACAAACUGACUUGCAACCUCAUUUAGAUAAUUCAUCGCAGAAUGUUGAUGAUAUUACUAAAAAACAUGAAGAUUCUGAAAAGGAAUUGUCUCGUUUAUAUACAGAAUUACAAUCUCUCCCAAAAGGCUCACAAACGGAAUCAAUUGAAAUGGUAAUUGCAUCUGCUGAGAGGUCAAAUGAUAAUGCUGACGAUGCUCUAGCAAUAUUAAAGCCUUUAAAAGAUGAAAUUCCAAAAAGUUUAGCCAUUGCUAGAAACAUGUCAGAUCAUGUAGAUAGAACUAAUCAAGAAAUCGAGCAUACAACUAAGCAGGUAGAUAAAGUCAUGGACGCUAUACCAUUGAUUAAAACGAAAAUUGAUCAUUUAGACGAAGAACAGAAAAAGAUUGACGAAAUGGGUAAAGAUCUUAUGGAACAGCUAGAAAAUUUAAAACGACAAAUUGAAACAACGCGACAAAUAGCUAAUGAAAUUAAAAUUGGUGUAGCUUUCGGCCCGGCAACAAACUUGGAAUUAAAACCGCCAGAAGCCUUGCCACUUUUAGCUCAGUCGUCUAGGGUAUCAGCUUACUUCAAAACUGAUAAACCAAAAGGAUUUUUGAUGUAUCUUGGAAAUGAUAAUAAAACCGGACCUUAUUAUCAGAAAAACCCAGAUUAUAUGGCCUUAGAAAUAGAAAAUGGUGUUCCAGUUUUAUACAUAGAUUUAGGUGAUGGACCUGAAAAAGUGAUUAGUGAUAAAUAUGUAGCGGACAAUAAAUGGUAUCAGGUAAUCGUCGAUCGCAAUGGAGAAAACGUUAAACUUAGUAUAAGAGAAGCACUUCCAGGUGGGGAAGAAAAAACUCAUGAUGUUACUCAUAAAAUGCCUGGACAAAACAAUAAGUUUAAUGUGGACAAAAAUAGUCGUCUAUUUGUUGGAGGUUAUCCUCCAGAUUUUGUACCCCCACCGCAAAUUACUCAAGGGUCAUUUGAAGGUGCAAUUGAGGAACUUAAAAUUGGUGACGAAGAGGUGGGUUUAUGGAACUUUAUAGAUGGCCAAGAUAAUAAUCGAGGAGCUGCUAGAAACGUAUUAUUGACUAAAGAACAACCAUCAACUGGAUAUAGAUUUAAUGGAAAUGGUUACGUCAUGUUAGAUGCGAAAUCAUAUUCAUUUAAACAUCGGUCAAGUAUUCAAUUUGACUUUAAGACUUCAACUGAUACAAAAGAAGGUUUACUAUUCUACGCUGGCCAUAAGCGUCAUUUUAUAUCUGUUGAAAUGCGAAACGGUGGUAUUUUGUUCCAAUACAAACUUGGUGAGCACCUAUUUUCAAUACAUGAUGAGCAGAUGUAUAAUGACGAUAGGUGGCAUACAGUAGAAGCUCAACGUGAAGGUCAAAAAGGUUUACUUAAAAUUGACGGAAAACCAGUGUUUGUUAAAGAAGCUCAACAAGGUGUUCCUGAAGAUUUAAUAAUUUCAGAUGUAAUGUAUUUCGGCGGAGUUGAUCGUCCAACUAAUCAUUCUGAAGUAACUACACACAAUUUCGAUGGCUGCAUAGACAAAGUUCUAAUUGAGGGAUAUAAUUCUGAUUUAAGUAGACAUCUAGUCGUUUUCGGUGCUAGAACAGGUUGUCCCCAUAAAUUUUCUAGCUCCUUAUCUUAUAGACCAAAACAUCAUGGUUACUUAAAACAAGGAAAUGUUUCUUCAAAUAACGAUUUCGAAAUCAACAUGAGGUUUAGAACAAAACAAAAAGAUGGAAUUAUAUUUUACGCUACAAAUCACGACCAAAGCUCAACUAUAGGCCUAACAAUAGAUGAUGGAAAUUUAAUAUUGAGAAGCAUGAAAGAAGAAGUUCAAACUGAAGCCAAAAGAUAUGAUGAUGGUGAGUGGCACAUAGUUACUGCCAAACAUGACGAUGAUCAUUUAAGACUAAAGGUCGAUGAAGUGGAAGAUGUAAGCUCAAGAGUUUCACCGACAGAAUUAUGGAUUGAACAUGGCCAGAUAUUUUUCGGUGGUUUGCCGAAUAACUACAAGCCUAUACGAGAUAGGCUUUCAAACUUGGCAUAUUUUAUUGGUUGCAUUAAUGAUGUGACAUUGAACGGACAAAUUGUUAAUUUCGCUGAUUCAAAUGACAAAGUUGGAGGUAGUUUUGAAGACUGCCCGUCGGAUCUGUUAUAUUACGAUGUGCUUGCGCUACCUAUUUAUUAUGUUGGAACUGAUUCUGGUACUGGUUUCAUAGAUAUUGCUGCUAACGAAGUCUUACACUAUCACACCCCCAAACCACAUCAUGAAAUCAGAACAACAAAAAAACCAAAUCUUGCAGAACAAUGGCCUCCUAUGCCGGAUUGGUUUGACAAGCAAACUGAGUCAACUUCUACUGAAAGAGACACAACAACUAGCACGUCAACAACAACAACCACAACUACAACUUCAACAACAACAACAGAAGCACCAACAAUUGCAACUCGUCCUACAAGAAGAAGAACCACUUCUAGGCGCCCAACCGUUCCUGAGGUUCUAAUUCCACCUACUAUACCAUCUGUUUUGGAGGCACCCACUAAAUUACCAGCGCCUGAAACUUCAAAAUCAGAUUGCGUUUUACCAAUUAAUCCUGAUUAUGAUGUUGGAUUUGAAGCUGGAUAUCGUUUCAUUAGUGUACGUGACAGGCGUGUUGAAAUUAAUUCAAUUGCUUCUGGUAAAUUUAAGAAGCAACAUGAAAUCAGUUUAGAAUUUAGAACAUUAGAAAAAGAUGGCUUACUAUUCUAUGCUUCUGACAGUCGUCAUACUGAUUUCAUUGCAUUAUACUUAAAUAACGGUCAAGUUUAUCACAAAUUUAGAGCUGGAAGAGUAAUGCAAAUACUAAAUUCGACGGCUGUUUAUAACGAUAACAUAUGGCAUGUUGUUGAAUUUUCGAGAUUGCUAAAUAGAGCUACAUUAAUAAUUGAUUCAAAUGAUCGCUAUGAUGAAGCAGUUGAAGCAGGAAGAGCGAUGAGUCUUCAAUAUCCAUUCUAUGUAGGUGGAGUAGAUCCAAACCAUAAAGAAGGAACUAAUGCAAAUACUUUGUUGGAAGAAGGAACAUUGUUUACUGGUUGCAUUAGAAAUAUACUAUUUAACAAACAACCAACUGAUAAACCACCGCACUUACACAAUGUGGUACCAUGUUCAGAACAUAACGAAAGAGGUACAUUCUUUGGUGCUGAAGGUGGUUUUGUUAAGUUACAAGAGCAUUUCCGUGUUAGUACUGAGCUUACAAUACAAUUUGACUUUAAACCAAGAACACAAAAUGGUAUUUUAUUCUCAGUUCAUGGAAAAAGCUCUCAUUUAAUUUUAGAAUUGUAUAAUGGAUCUAUAAUAUUUAAUGUUCAAAAUGAUGAAACACAUAAAAUAGAAGCCAAAUUUGAACCAUUGCCAGGAGUUAAUUUCUGUGAUGGAAAGUGGCGUACCGUUUCAGCUGUUAAAUCACAAUAUGUAAUAACAUUAGCUGUAGAUGGUAUAAGUUCUAAUCCUGGUAUUGGUGAUGCUAAUAAAGCAUCAACAGAUACAACUCGAGCAUUAUUUAUGGGCGGCCAUCCAUUUAUUAAAAAACCAAAAGGAUGGAAAUCUUCACAAAAUUAUCACGGUUGUAUUCGUAAUGUAAAGAUACGUGAAAUUCCAACAACAUAUAAAAGAGAGCAAAUCAAGGGAGAUGUUUGGCCAAAUAUGUGUCCAACUAAUUAAUAUCGGAAUCUUUUUGAUUAAAAGAAAAAAUUUUGAUUUUAUUCUCAUAAAUUUAUUACUUAAUUACAUACAUACAUAAUAUAAUUAUAAAUAUCAAAAGCUUUUGGAAAAUUUUUAUUUUUGAAUUGAAUGUAAAAUAUUUGAUUGAUUUUUGUUAAGAAAUCUUUCAUAAUAUUUAUACUAGUCAUCCAACAAUAUAAUUUUAUUU